AGACGCACGGCCGUGUGGACAGCCCAGGAGAGCGCAAAGAUGAACGGACAGGGGGAAGAAGAAAUCGAACCUGAGAAAUACAUUUUCAGCUUCGCACCAAAAGUGAGUUCCGGGUUGGACCAUUUCGCAUGUGUUGGGUACUAUAAGAAGAAGCCGAUGGUAUUUUGCUGGGGAGGGAACACGAGCAACCAGUUGGGGGUAGGAAUCAACACAAGGGAAUGUAAAGUACCCACGCCGGUGCCUUUCUUUGAAGAUUUUUUUGUUACCUCCGUGUGUUGUACCUAUUACUGUACCUUUGUUUUAGCUAAGAGGAGCGCGUUGGAUGUGGGGUGUUCUGUGUACUCCUUCGGGAAGGGCAACAAUGGGUUGCUAGGGUUUAGGAAGGAGAAGAUUUUUUUUCCAAAUCGUGUGGACUCGCAUCAUGUAGGGGGGGAGAAGGAGAAGCUACUGCGGAAGCUCGACAACAAGGUGGACCAAACGUUGCUGGACGCGUUUGGGGUUACCAAGGGGGGUGUUAGCGGUGGUGGCGGUGUUAGCGAUGUUAGCCGCGGUAGCGAUGGUAGCGAUCGUAGCGGUGAUGGCUUGCUCCACUUUGACAUGGACGACAUUUACAGCGAAGAAGGCUCCGCGGGGGGAGCGUCUCGCGUGAACGGCUGCGCUGGGCCCCCCCCGGAGGAGAAGGCGGACUGGUUUACCCCCGUACCGAUGAAGGUGAAAUUCGAGGAGCGCACGAGAAUUAUGUUCAUAUCCUGUGGGGACAUGCACACGUUGGCCAUUUGCACCAGGGGGUUCCUUUACGGAUGGGGGAGUAACACCUUCGGGUGUGUAGGGAAUGGGACAAACAGGAAUGUAUACGAACCGGUUCGUAUUUUUCUGGAGGGAAGAAAAGGAGGAGCGGGGGUAGGUGGUCGGUUUGGAGGUCUAGGUGGGAGUCGCCGCCCCUUUGGGAACGCUCUCCAUGGGAACGCUCUCCAUGGGAACGCUCUGCAUGGGAAUGAGCCCAACCGAGGGGACAUCAUCAUUCACUGCUCCGCGGGGGGAAAGCACAGCAUGGCGUGCACGCUACGUGGGGAGUUGUACAGUUGGGGUUAUGGAGCAAAUGGACGGCUUGGACUGGGUAACAUCCAAAGUUACAACAAACCACAACUAGUGAAGACGUUCCAAAAGAGAAAGAAAAUCAUUUACGUGUGUUCAGGAAAGUCUCACUCAGGAUGCAUAGAUGCAGAAAAUAACGUAUACACAUGGGGGAGUGGAAGAUAUUUUAAACUCGGUCAUGGAGAUGAUAACGAUGUGUUGAGUCCGAAGAGGUUAGACUAUCUAUGUCACUCUCGUAAAAUUUUUAUGCUAUCUUUUGGUACCUUCAAUUCGCUAGCUCUAAGUGUAAAAGGGGACGUGUUCCUUUGGGGGGUUUUUACUCAAAUAAAAAGAGGAUCCUCAUCCUACACGUGUAAAGCUCCUAAGAAGGUAAACAUGCAUUAUAAAUGCUUAUCUGUUCAUGCAUCUGUGUAUAUGUCCAUGGGGGUGACUCUCGUGGGGGAUUUAAUCGUGUUGGGUGAUUGCAGUCGGGUUAUCGCAUGUGGAGGAAGUGGCCCUUCCAAUGUAUUGCUAAAGAGCAACCAUGGGGAGGGGGAGUCCGACUCCGGAGACAGCAAUGUUGAUGUGAUGAACCACCUUAUUGGAAGGGAAGCAAAUUGGAUCGACCAACUAAACCGUAGUAAUGAGUUCCCGGUUAGAUACGUUAAAGAAUUACGAGGGAAAAUCCACAUAAAAGAUAUCCUUAGGACGUUCUACAUGCUGGAUAAGGAAUCCUUUACCCCUGGGGGGAGAGACAAAGGAUGGCAUGAACAACUCAGGUGGGAUGACGAGAGCUGGAGUCCUUAUGGUGAUGGUCCAACGGAAGGAACAGUUCCAAAGAAAGACUUGGUCAUCAAGUCAAGGGUUAGGAUGAUCGAUGGGAGUGAGCACUUUAGUGUAUUCCUGUUGCAGAGCGGGAAGGUAUAUGCUUCUGGGGUUAAUAAAAAUGGAGAGCUAGCAAAUGGAGAGGCAGCAAAUGGGGGACCACCAAAUGGAGAGCCACCAAAUGGAGGGCCACCAAAUGGAGUGUACAACUUAGGGAAGAAAUUUUCCGUUCCUGUUCCGAUCGACGUGUGUGUUAAUAAAAUAGUAAAAAUCGCAUGUGGAUAUAAUUACACCUUGGCGUUGAACGAAAGGGGGCUACUCUACGGGUGGGGGAAGAACGACAAAAGCCAACUCGGUAUAGGAGUAAUUAAGGACUGCCACGAACCGGUGCACAUAAAAUCGCUCAGCAAAGUCAUCGACGUGUAUGCGGGACAUGAUCACAGCGCUUGCAUAGUGAACAGUUCGUUUGACGAGGAUCGUUCGAUAGAGGAAGCGAAGAAGGAGGAGGAGAAAAAAAACUACCACCAUUUUGACGUGGAGAAUGAAAAUAUGUUGGAACGAGGAGAGCUGUACACCUGGGGAAACGCAGAAAGCGGGAAGGUAGGACUCGGGGCAGACUACACACAAGGAGCGAUCCUCUUGCCCAGAAGAGUCAACCUAACAAAUAAGGUACACAGGUGCUCCCUAGGGAACAGUCACACAUUAAUACUAACCGAUUCAAACGAGCUGUAUGUAUGUGGUAGUGCAAAUAAUGGCAAGUUGGGUCUAACGGAUAGAAGCAUAGGAUACAUGGUCAGUUCGCCAAGGAAGGUUAACAUAGAUCCCAGCAUCUACAUCAAGCAGGUGGUGGCAGGAGCAACCUACAGUAUGAUACUCUCCGUUGAUGGGUUCAUCUACACAUGGGGAGAGUUCAUAAAAAAUGAAUUAGCGUCUGAAGUCCCAGUGUUGUAUUCUCAAAUAAGUAACGUAAAGCAUAUUAUCGGUGGGAAAGACAGACACGUUUUAUUCCUUACAUGUGAUAAUAAACUCUUCGGGUUGGGUGACAACACACACAUGCAGAUCCUACAUGAUGUGAAAGAGACAAGCAUACGUGGGAGACCAAAACUGAUUCCCUACUUCGUCAGAGAUAGAAGCAUAGAAUCAGCGUACUCAUUUAAAAAUGCGUCCUUCGUACAGCUGGAAGGUACACACGAUUUACUUGCUUGGGGAUACACAUCUAACUGCCACCUGGGCAUCGGGGUGACGAACGCCACGUAUUUGAAGCAACCGAAGAAGGUGAUCAGAACUUGGGUGACCUAUGAGGAGGUCGAUCGAGGCGGAGACAACGAUGUGGCAGCGGAGCAGGGUCUGCUAGGCGGGCCGAACAGUCCCCCCUUUAACGACGGGCUGGCAGACGGGCUGGCAGGCGGACUGGCAGACGAAGUCGAGCUCGUAAGAAGGAGAGUGCUCAAAAAGAUGCAGUUCGAGGACGACCUCGUUUGUGGUGCCCCCUACCACGAAGGAGAUGUGGAACAUAUGAUUAAACAAAUACAGAUCAUGCCGCAUCUUCUAAAUUGGGAAGAGAUUCAAAUUUUACUAAAAAAGGAGAGAUACACGAACAGCAUUGAGUAUGUGCGUUCUUUCGAGAGAGACCUAACUGAUAUGUAUACGAAACACAUGGAGUUUCUCCUAAAUUUGCAUUCCCUGGAGAGGACUUACAACGAGUUGCUUCUCAAUUAUCAACACUACGUCCUCUCAAAUGUAGUGUUGCUGGGCGAGGAGCGCCCGUCCAUCAUGUUCUCCCAGCACACACACGUCUUGGAUUGCAACCGGGACAAGCUGCAGCGAUUCGUGUACAUAGUUCAGCAGCAGCCUGUGUACCUCGUGAUUCUCUGUCUGAUCCAUAACUGCAAGAAUGUGAAGUACGGGAGUGGGGCCUACGGGGGUCACUCCUACGGGGGUUACUCCUACGGGGGGUACUCGUGCGAGGGGUACGCCUACGAGUACGGUGGGCGCGUGGAUGGUAGCCAGGACGGCAGACAGUUCGGGAAUCCGCCGCAGAACCAGUUGGAGAAUCCGCCGCAGAACCAGUUGGAGAAUCCACCGCAGAACCAGUCGGGGAAUCCGCCGCGGAACCAGUCGGGGAAGCCGCCUGCCAUGCGUGACCGGAGCGACCGGGCUGCCGCUGAGGAGAAGCGCAACUUCUACCGCAGCAGCACGCGCAUCCUCUGCUCCUUCAUUUUCGACCUCUACCACGACCUCCGGGACGAACGCGUGCGAACCAUAUUCACGAUUUUUCUCAUCAAGCUGGGCGUGGAGGAGAUAAACAACUGCCUGCACGUGGAGGCCCUGUUCAGGGAAGACUCCUCCAUUUUUUUCGUCCUCAUCAGGAUGCUAUUCUUAAAGAACGAAGUGCUGGCAAGCUUCGCGCGGCGCCUGGCCGACAUGGGCAACGUCAACUCGUUCGUGAGGCUGGUGGACUCCCUGUCGCGCUGUGGCCCCGGGGGGGAACGCGCGCCAUCAGCGGAGAGGUCACCACUCGUCUUGGAUUCUUCUCCCCGAGUGGAACCCCCCACCGGGGAUGCACUCACAGGGGAUGCACUCACGGGGGACUCCCUCUCCCCUGCGUUGAUCAAUCGGGAUGCACUCGCUCGCGCUUCGAUGAGUGCUGCUCCACCCAACCGCUCCCCGACGAGCACCCCCCCACGCAACCGCUUCAUCGACGAGGCGAACGACCCCCUAGACAAGGAGUUCGCAGCCUUCAUGAAGGGAAAGAAUCCAGAGAAGACCUCCCCCCUGAAUCUACCGAUGAAUAUGUAUAGCGGGUUGAAGCCCCUUCCGUAUAGCCACUUGGAAGGAACAUUUGGUUAUAAUUCCCAAGGAGUAGUCCCCUCAUCGUGGCAGGGACAGAACCCAAAAGAACCCAUGACAGGUCCAGCUAGGCAAAAAGAUGUACUUGUAGAAAUAGACAUGGUACAUGUGUUCAGAGAGUUAUGUAAGCUAUUCGAAAAAAUGAUUUUUCCAGAAAUAUUUCAAAUUGUUGUAAAAAAUUUAUUUAAGCAUUUGUCCCUAUGCGAGAUGAACACCAACAAUGAGAGCCUCUCACAGAAUAGGAUCUUUUACUUCACAGGGGAGCACUUCCUGUAUGUUCCAUUUUACCAUUUACUACUCAUGGCUAUCUUAAAUCCAAUGUUAAGGAAUGUAGAGAAGCUAGCAGAAAAAUUUUUUUUCCCUGUUAUCCCACCCCAUGUCAUUAAUUUGUGUAAAAGGGUAUCGUCUUUGUUGGAGGUUCUUUGUAUUAACAGAUAUGACUGUCUAUCGAGAUAUAAUCUAAGAGAAAGCUUUGUCUCUGUGAAAUUCAUCCUUGAGAGAACCUUUUACUCCAUGGUGACAGUCACACAUCUCCUUUGCAACACGAGGGAGGAUGUAUACCUCACUGCGUAUGUUAAUUUGUUUAGUUACCAUUUGAGCAUGAGACCUUGCUAUGUAUAUUUGAAGGUCUUCCAACUGUGCCAUUUGCUUAAUCUGUUUUUCCGUUUCCAAAAUUAUUUGUGUCUCUCCUUCGACGACCCCGCGGUGGAGAUCGUCAAUGAGUUCUUCACAUGGCAGGAAGGGAAGGCAGACGGAGCGGGAGGCAAGGUAGACGGAACAGGAAGCAAGGUAGACGGAACGGGAAGCAAGGUAGACGGAGCGGGAAGCAAGGUAGACGGAGCGGGAAGCAAGGUACACGGAACGGGAAGCAAAAUAGAAGACAACGCGCCCAGUGACGUGGCCCGCAAAGUGGCCGCCAACGACGCGGCGGGCCGAGAGCGCAACGACAAGCAGAGCGGGAACUUCCUCCUGAGGCUGAUGGGCAAGGGGAAGAAGGCGAAGGGGCGAUCCAAGCGGGAUGUGCGGGAUGUGCGUGAUGUGCGUGAUGCGCGGGAUGGGCGGGCUGAACUGCCUGCGCAGACUGCGCAGAGUACGCUGCCCGCGCGGGGGAACCGACCACAAACGAAGACGCGGCGCGAGCGGCGCCUCAUUUUCUCGGAGAGCCAAAUCGACCUGUUCGCGCAGUGCAAGCUGGUGUACAACAUCCAGCUGGACACACGCUUCCUGUUGGAGGAAAAAAAUAUGAGCAUCUGUGAAUUCACAAAAAUUCCAAUGCCACAGUCCAUGUGCUAUCGUAAGAAGACGCGAAUAAAAAAUAGAGAAUAUUUGUUCUCUAUCAUCCAGGAGUAUAAGCAGCCAAGUGAUGAAGCUUAUCUCGUGAGCGAGUGUCUACGAGGGUGUCCUCUGCUGGGCCCAUGCACAGAUACGUCUACACUGUUAAUCAAAUUGAAGGCACUUAGAGUGAAUUUCCUUUCACUGGCCCAACAGAAGGAAGCAAAUUUAGUUACUCUCCUUGACAAAACAGUAGAUAUUUUUCUGUCAAACGAAAUGGUACACGUGAAUCAUCAAGAGAAUAUCCCACCCAAUCUGUACAUACAUAAAUUUAAAAUUAAUCAUGGGGAACAAACAGAACAACCUUUCGAGCGAUUUUUUAUGUUGCAAACUUUCAACAACAGGGAUUCCUUUUUUUCAUGA
Plasmodium cynomolgi strain B is the source of this 6444-nucleotide messenger RNA. Its product is annotated as guanidine nucleotide exchange factor. The transcript has a single exon. The record is from RefSeq and is a predicted model, not a curated record. The annotation marks the transcript as partial. NCBI's taxonomy places the organism in Eukaryota, Apicomplexa, Aconoidasida, Haemosporida, Plasmodiidae.